UUCAUUUUAGAUUGUGUUUUGAAAAUUUUGCUGAAAUUUGCAACAUUUUGUGAGUGAAAGUUUUGAGUGGAAGACUUACGGAAUUUUGUCGAGUUUCCAUGAAUCAGUUUGGAAGUUACCUGGCGCAAAUAUCAGUGUCAACUCCUAAGCAUAACAAAGUUGGACCAUCAAAAUCUAAUAAUGCACUCUUCGUUAGCUCUAACAGAGCCAAGGCUAAGGACCCAGACCCUGCUGAUAGCGAUAGCAAUGAUGAGAACCAGGAUCCGGGGCAGAGGCAUCUCGUGUCCGUCUGUUCUCCAAGAAAGGGUCGUCCAGUCGACUCGACGCUAGACGAGUCAUACUCUAGAAGUUCUCGAAGUCGAUGGAAUGAAACUGCCGAGGUGAUGGACUUCGAUGAACUUCCUCUGUUUAGAGCAACACCUCCAUCGGAUGAUGAAACAAACGCCACUGCUGUGACUUUGGAUUAUUUUGUCCGCAGAACAACUCUCGAAUUCCCAGCCAUUCUGCCAUGGAAAAAUCGGAAAAUGCCGUUGAAGUUCGAGAAUCCAGCAGACGUUGAGCAGACCGUCGAGUUUAAAAAAUGUCCGAACAAGAAAGGGUUUUCUCUUUUGAGAGUUUUUAACAGCGAUGUCGUUGAAAGCAAUUGUGUGAAAAGUGAGGAAUCCUAUAUCCUACGUGUUCCUGCCGGGAUGUCAGUUGUACAGUAUUUACAAUUUACACCACCACCUGAGUCUGCUAAAACUGAAGUUGUGAAAAGCUACGGCGAUGUGUGGUAUUUCUAUGUGAGCGCAAGUUACUGGGUCAAAUUGGUACUUGUGGCGAAAGUCUUGCCGGUUCCGAAGAAGCCUAAAAAGCGAAUUGCGAUUUGGACCAAGGCACCUAAAAUACCGGUGAAAUCAAUAUCACGAGGAGUGCUAAAACCCAUUACGCAAUCGCCCAUGCUGAACAAAAAGCAAAAUCAUCAGCAAAGUACUUUAGGCAGUACUUAUUCAAAGUUAAAAGAAAUUGAAUGUGAUGAGAGAAAUAUUCUGGUCCAGCCGAGUUCAAGUCAGUCAAAGCCUGUUAACAAGUCGGCGACAAAGCGAGCGGCUUCUCGGACUAUUUCGGACACGGGGAGUCCAGAUACGCGAGACAGCAAGUUGAAAAAACAGCCAAAAAUUGUUCAAACUGAACCAAAUUGGCGAGGCGUUGUUUUAAGAAACUCUUCGUCAGUUAGAAGGAAAAAAACGGGUACUCAAGAAACAGAUACCAAAAAAUCUUUCAAAUCUGCAAUAAAAUCGUCGCCGUUAUUACGAAGAAAACCGAGCGCAAAAGAGAAAAAAGUUGCCAAUGGUAGUGAAAUUUGUGAAAAAAGUACUCAAGUUGAAGGGUUAACUGGUAGUUGUGAUCAAAAUUCCGACGAAAUAUGUAGUGAAAAAGUUCAUGAAGCAAGUACUCAAGUGGUUAAUAAAUUUGAUCGAAAUACUGAACAAAUGGGUGGUGAUCAUUCUGACAAAAAUUCACAAGACUCUUUGGUUGUUACACGUGAACAAAAUAACGGCGAAUUAUGUGGAGUUCAUGCAGCAAGUACUCAUGUGGCUAUCAAAGGUGAUCAAAACGCUGAACAAAUUGGUGGUGAUAAUUCUGAAAAAAGAACUAAAGUAGACGUUGUGAUUCUCACAGGUGAACAAAAUAACGGCGAAUUAUGUAGUGAAGUUCAUGCAGCAAGUACUCAAGUGACUAUGAAAGGUGAUCAAAACGCUGAACAAAAUGGUGGUGAUAAUUUUGAAAAAAGAACUAAAGUGGACGUUGUGAUUCUCACAGGUAAACAAAAUAACGGCGAAUUAUGUAGUGAAGUUCAUGCAGCAAGUACUCAAGUGACUAUGAAAGGUGAUCAAAACGCUGAACAAAAUGGUGGUGAUAAUUUUGAAAAAAGAACUAAAGUGGACGUUGUGAUUCUCACAGGUAAACAAAAUAACGGCGAAUUAUGUAGUGAAGUUCAUGCAGCAAGUACUCAAGUGGCUAUGAAAGGUGAUCAAAACGCUGAACAAAUUGGUGGUGAUAAAUCUAAAAAGAGAACUAAAGAAGACGUUUUGGUUGUUACAUGUGAACAAAAUAACGGCGAAUUAUGUAGUGAAGUUCUUGCAGCAAGUACUCAUGUGGCUAUCAAAGGUGAACAAAACGCUGAACAAAUUGGUGGUGAUAAUUCUGAAAGAAGAACUAAAAAAGACGUUUUGGUUGUUACAGGUGAACAAAAUAACGGCGAGUUAUGUAGUGAAGUUCAUGCAGCAGGUACUCAAGUGGCUAUCAAAGUUGAUCAAAACGCUGAACAAAUUGGUGGAGAUAAUUCUGAAAAAACAAGUAAAGUAGACAUUUUGGUUGUUACAGGUGAACAAAAUAACGGCGAAUUAUGUAGUGAAGUUCAUGCAGCAAGUACUCAAGUGGCUAUCAAAGGUGAUCAAAACGCUGAACAAAUGUUUGGUGAUAAAUCUGAAAAAAGAACUAAAGUAGACGUUUUGAUUCAUACAGGUGAAAACAAUAAUGGCGAAUUAUUUAGUGAAGUACAUGCAGCAAGUACUCAAGUGGCUAUCAAAGGUGAUCAAAAUACUGAACAAAUGGGUGUCUAUAGUUCUGAAAAAAGAACUAAAGUAGAUGUUUUGAUUCUUACAGGUGAACAAAAUAAUGGCGAAUUAUUUAGUGAAGUACAUGCAGCAAGUACUCAAGUGGCUAUCAAAUGUGAUCAAAAUACUGAACAAAUGGGAGGUGAAAUUUUUGAAGAAAGAAGGCAAGUUCAAGGGUUUACUUCUAAUGCAAGUGGACAAAAAAGUGACCAAAUGGAAAUUGAACUUGAAAAAAGUGCCCAUAAAAUACAGACCUGGUGGCGAGGGCGGAAGCAGCGUAUUAAGUAUCUUAGGCUCAGAUCAAUGACGUUACAUAUACAAGCUUUUGCUAGGGGAUAUUUGGAGCGUUCUUCGUUAUUUGACGAUAAAAGGGCGGGCGAUACUUUAUACAGGUAUUACCUAAACGCUGUUAAAAAUUCUGGAGUUGAAAAUUUGGAGAGCUUGGGUUCAUAUAGCGACCAGUUGAAAUAUUUUGUCGAAGAGAAAGCAGCUUAUAAAAUUGCGGAUUACUUGAAGUGUUUAUUAAAAUCAAGACAGGCAAGAGAUGAAUUUAUUGCAAAACGCAGAGCUGCGGUUGUGAUUCAGAAUGCGUUUCGAAAUUAUAAAUCCAUUAAAGCCGCGAGACUUUAUUUGAACCUGGUGAGAGAGAAGAAAAAUCAGGAAAUGGUUGCAGAACGAAAGAAUACAGAAGAAAAAGCAGCGAUUUUGAUUCAAAAAGGUCUUCGCUCUUACAUCAAUACCAAACAGACAAGGAAUAGAUUUAUAGUUCAAAAAUGUGCUGCAAUUAUAAUUCAGAGAGCUGUCCGCGCAUUUUUUACAAGAAAAAGAAACAUUGAAAUUCAACAACGCCGAAGAUUAUCAGCUAAUGUAAUUUCCUCAUGGUACAGAGCCAGAAGGGAAAUUUGCGUCGCAAGACGAAAUUACAGAUUAAAAAUAGAGAAAAUUGUUCAGUUACAGAGCCUAGUUAGGGGAUAUUUAUUCAGAAAGGAGUUGAAAAGAAGAACUGAAGCAGCAAUUGUUAUUCAGGCGAAGAUUAGAUCUAAUUUACAGAGGCGGAACUUCCUGAAAUUGAAAUCAGCUUGUAUGAAGAUACAGCGAAUAUUUCGCGAUAAACAAGCUGAUAAGCUUCAUGAACAUGAGAUUUAUUUGGAAAAGGUCGUUUUGGCGCAGAAUUGUGUUCGAAAAUUUAUAGCUCGGAAGAAAUUCGAAAGAAUGUGCUCGGUUAUCGAACCUGUUAAAAAGUCGUUUGUGGAAAUUCGAAGUGCAAUUAUUAUUCAAAGAAAAUUCAGAAAAGUUCGAGGUAAAUUGUUGCUGAGAUAUUACACUACCAGGUUACAUCGGUCGGCCCUGAAAAUACAACGUCUAUGGCGCGGGUACUGUUUACGGAGGGAUUUAGAGUAUUUCAGGGAAAACGUUAUCACAAUUCAAAGAGCAUACCGAAAUUACAAAGAAUGCAAAGAUCUGAAAAUUGAAUUGGAAACAAAAAUGAAGUCAGUUAUAAAAAUUCAAAGCGCAUGUCGUGGAUUCAUUGUUAGAAAGAAUUUCAAUCUACCCAAAAUGAAACAAGCUGUUAAAGUUAUUUGGAAGUUUUACACGGAUAACAAAGAAGGAUAUAUACAAAGGAGAACAGAACUGAGAGCUGCUAUCAAGAUUCAAAGUAUCUGGAGAGGUUACAGAACUCGAAGUGCAAACAGGGUUCCCGAACUACCGGACAACAACUCGGAGCAGCAGCAUCAUCAUCAUCAUCAACAACAACAACAACAUAACAUCGACCAUGUAGUGGCCGUCUCUUGCCAUUCGCCGACGGAAGCAGAAAAGAAACAGCGCCGUCUUUCUGAAAUCUACUCCAACCUAAGAAGUCUGGAUCCAGAUAGUCUCCCGUUGAGGGCUAGAAUGGCAACUGGAUUAGCCAAUUUGUUGAACUUGAACAUGGUGUCUAAAAUCAUACCGGUGCUGUCUGAUAUUGAAGUGUGUACUCGCUGGAGUGAAGCAUGCUGUAUCCAGUUCACUACUGCAACUGUAAGCGAUAGAUCUUCCUUAACCAACGGAUCUGACCACCAUCCGAACCAUCAUCAUCACCAUCAGAAUCAUUCAGCCAUUCGAUCUCCAGAACCGAAUAGUGACAAUGAGUGUGCUAAUCCGACAAGCGUGUUGAUUGAAUUAAUGGAGCGUUGUUGUAGAUCGGUAGCUGAUCAGGAUAUUCUGCUGCUAUGUGUGCAGAUAUUCAUCAAUGUUGUCAAGGUGAAAACAUGUCAAGACAGUCUGAAAAAGGAUCAACGUCUGUUUCCCUUUCUCCUCUCACAACUGGGAAAGAAUAACCCCUCUGCCUGCAAGGGAACAUCGGCUGCGAAGUUGUACUGCCACACCUGUUUCCUGCUCCAGAUACUUUUGCACUUCCAACAAUGCCAGAAGAUUGCCAAGAGCUAUUCGAGACUCAUCGAGAAACUGCGCCGACAACAUCAGUCCGAAGCUAUCAAAGAAAGGAACAUCCAGAAAUCUCAUGCGCAACAUUCAAUUUCAUCAUCGUCAACUACAGCUGCUACGCCGGGAAUAAAAGGGGGAACUGGAAAGAAAAAAGGUGUCCAGAAAUUGGCUUUCAAUCUGAAACAUGUUCAUCCAGCUUGGGAGUUGAAGCAAACCAGACUAGAACCUUGUACUAGUGUAGUUAUGGCCUUAGAAGCGUUUCUGGAGCAGUUGAAAAUAACUUUUGAUCGGACGUGUUAAUUUUCUGAUUGUGCUGUCGAGGUCAAAAUAUUAAUUAAAAUGGAUAUUUUGUAUCGCACAAAAAACACUAGAACAUUCACUAAUUUUUUUCUUAUUGCAAUAUCUUUGCAUUGUAACUCCGAAAAAUUCGUUCAUUUAUUCUUAGAGUAGAUUUGAGAUGCAGAGCUGUUAAUGAUAAAUUGAACGGCAAAAUUGAAUUGAAAAUAAUGAUUAUGAUGUUUUUUAGUUUUGAAGUGAAUAUUUAAUUGAAUUUUAAACAGAUGUGAUCAACGUUUAUUUAUACGAGCUUGAAAAACUUCAUUGUCUCAAGCUUCGAAUACAAUGAAGGUUGUGCAAUUGAGCUAUUCAAUGUUUCUUCAUUCAAUUAGUAGGAGCUUUCAGUUUGGAGAGAUAAUUAAAGCUAGUUUGAACGUGUAAGUUAACUAACACUUAUUGUUGUUUGAGUUCUUGGCAAGUGUGUUGAAUUAAAUUUUAACAAUUU
This is a messenger RNA of Symsagittifera roscoffensis, 5805 nucleotides long. RefSeq lists its product as uncharacterized. Gene Ontology annotation, molecular function: calmodulin binding. Gene Ontology annotation, cellular component: spindle pole. Bases 99 to 5324 code for a protein of 1741 amino acids. The record is from RefSeq and is a predicted model, not a curated record. NCBI's taxonomy places the organism in Eukaryota, Metazoa, Xenacoelomorpha, Acoela, Convolutidae. Gene Ontology annotation, biological process: mitotic cell cycle; spindle organization; establishment of meiotic spindle localization. The transcript has 8 exons.